CGGCUUCCCUAGUUGUGCCAAACUAGCUUGUGGCUAGUAGCGAUUAGCUACCUUCCACAGCCAACCAGUUGGUCAGAGGAGCGUCAAGACAGCGACGUUUGUCAACGACCAAGUAAAGUUGGAGAAUAUGGUUGUGAAUCUCUGUCUGCCACACUUUUGUACAACAGUUCAUUGCAACAAGCUGUGUGCAGAUGGCUAUGAUGUCACAAACCUUGUGUCAGCUGACCCCGCUCUCCGGAGGCGGGGCUUCAAGCUGGAGUACUUCCUACGUCCGCCUGUACAGGUGACGUUGAAGUUUGGCUUCCAGGUGGAGCUUUGCAGGGUGGAUGUGGAGCUGUGGUCCUGGGGUAUGGACCGAGGACAGGCCUGCAAGAGACUGGAGAUCAGCACCAGCGCUGAUCGGCCACCCUCACAGAAUUGUGGUCUAGGCCACAAACGGGUUCACCAAAUGGAACAGAUGCAGGUAAAGGACCACAAUGAACAGAGCAGAGAAAAACAACAAGAGCGUAACAGUAAAUCUUGUAAUGGCCGCCAGUGGAGUCUUCAGGCCCAGCAAUGGGGUGAACAGGCUCUAGAUGAGCCUCCACGAAGGGACUGUGUGUUCAAGUGUCAGUCAAACACUGAACCCGGUAAUCCUGAACCAGAGUUUAAACUGGUGGGUCGUUGCGAACUGAAGGAGGAAACCCAAGUCUGUUUCACUCGUUCAAACUUUAAUCCCCGGCCCCCGCUCCUCUCCCCACUUCCUCCGCAACCUGCGAACUGUCGGCAAGAGGAGCUCUGGAGCCGGGGUCUGCUCUCGUUAGGCGCUGUGACACAACUACGUGUGACUCUGCCAUUUGGCGGUGCAGCGUCUGCUCUGGGGCUCAAGGCUUUGGCUGUGUGGGGACAACCUGCUCGCUGCUGCCCAGCAGAAGAAGUGGAGAGGAUUAAAAGAGUCCAUGAGGCCAGUGAAAGACGGCUGCAACGGCCUGCAUUUUUUGCCCCUUCUGUAAGCCUGACAGAUCCACCACUGCAAGCAGCCACAUCUCCAAGCAAUCUUUCCAUCCCAGAAGAGUUCCUUGACCCGAUAACCCAGGAGGUAAUGAUGCUUCCCAUGCUGCUGCCCAGUGGGGUGUCAGUCGACAACACCACACUGGAGGAGUACCAGAAGAGGGAAGCCACUUGGGGUCGACCCCUUAAUGACCCCUUCACUGGCGUCCCGUUUACUUCGAAGUCCCAACCUCUUCCUAACCCCCAACUGAAAUGCCGCAUUGACCACUUCCUUCUGCAGAAAGGGAUGAUAAAGAGGGAUGGUAUGUUGGGGAGACAAGGGGAGGGUGAGAAUCCACAGGCCUCAAGACUUAUUUCCUCCAAGGUAGAUGGGCAGUCCCAGGACUCUGCAUGUCUCAGUAAAACCUCAAUAAACAACACUGUUAUUCAGUCUGAGGCUGGCAACAGAAACAGAGAAAGGACUACACAAAUAGAAGACACUGGUUUAGGACAUUCAUCAGAUAAUGGGACUCGCAUAUCUCACUCCCAGCCUCCAACUAAGGAUAAUAAAUCACAGUUAGAGAGAAGAAAGAAACGAGAUCUCAGUGGAAUUUCCGAAGAAUCAACACAAGAGUUGACAGCUGAGAAGCAACUACCUCUAACAAAAAGACCAAGAAAUGAUGCGUUUCCAGUCCCCGGCUGCAGCUCUCAUGAGCAGCGUUUGUCUGCCAGCCUGGAUGAGGCCCUCUUCUCCGCCCUGCAGGGCCGACCCUCCUUCACCUCCAACUUGUCCCAGCAGAGAUGGGUUGUCCCUGACUCUGAAUCACUGAACACCUCGCAGCACCGUCAGACUGCAGGCCCUCCAAGCAUGCCAACAGGUGAGAAGACAUGCUCUGCAUGCUCCUGUUCGGUCUCUGCUUACUCGAAAUCUGCAUCGUCCAUCUACCGUCUAACCUGCGGCCACUUGCUCUGCCAUUCCUGCCUUCGGAGGGAAUCGCAACCACUGCACUCUGUCACUAUGGCAACAUCCAAUCACAUCUUGUGUGCCACCUGCCAAAGCCCUACCCCACGCAGUGACAUCAUACGUGUGCAUCACUGACAAAUGCUGUAAAAGGCAAACCUGUGAGUUCAAAGCCUGUGAAUACUCGAGGAGGACUGUUGGUGAUGAAGGUGAAGACGGGACUGUACACCAGAUGUGGAAUUUCAGUGUUGUGGCCAUGUUGAACUGAAAGUGUGGGGGGAAAAAAAGAACAUUUAUAGCUGAAAGUAACAGAUCCUAGAUUGUUUAAUUGGUUUGACUCUACCUCCAUCCUCCUCUUUGAUAAACGUGUCAUAAUGUAUGUCUGAUGGUUGUUGGAUUAUAUAAACUGCUGAGCAGAUAAAUUCUUUCUAAACAAUCCC
Messenger RNA from Micropterus salmoides (largemouth bass), 2370 nucleotides. It is a transcript of the gene ubox5, whose product is annotated as U-box domain containing 5. The transcript is spliced from 7 exons. Gene Ontology annotation, cellular component: nucleus. The record is from RefSeq and is a predicted model, not a curated record. Lineage: Eukaryota; Metazoa; Chordata; Actinopteri; Centrarchiformes; Centrarchidae. Gene Ontology annotation, biological process: protein polyubiquitination. Bases 128 to 2068 code for a protein of 646 amino acids. Gene Ontology annotation, molecular function: ubiquitin protein ligase binding; ubiquitin-ubiquitin ligase activity.